AUGUCAUUAAAAGAUCCUCGUGAUGGUACUGAAUAUAAUUUAUAUGAACACUUACGACCAGCAAGAAAAGUUUUAGUAAAAGAAAUUCAAAACCAACAUUAUAAUAUAUAUAAUUAUUGGCCAGAAGAAGGAGAAUCUCAAGAAAGUAAUGUUGAAUUAUAUAUCAAUAGUGCAUAUAAAAGUGGUAAUAAUUUUUAUAUUAUUUGGAGUUGUAUCGGUUGGAUUAAAGUUAAAGAUUAUGUUUUAACUAGUAAUAAUUAUAAUGCUAGUUUUGAAGGGAAACCAGAUAUUAAAUUAGUAAUUUUUAAUUAUGAAAAAUUACAAGCGUUAGAAACUUCUGCAAAUAAAGAUUAUGAAAAAGCUUUAGAAUCACUUGGUUCAGUUAAAUCAUUAGAAUAG
Molecule: messenger RNA, 399 nt
Organism: Cetraspora pellucida
Lineage: Eukaryota; Fungi; Glomeromycota; Glomeromycetes; Diversisporales; Gigasporaceae
Source: the annotation of a GenBank genome assembly